AUGUCGGGGAAGCGGCUCCUGGAUGCUAUCCAGCUCCUGAAUGUUGCCAAAAACGUUGCGGGCAAGCAUCUUACCAUCCGACAACAGCAGUUGGAUGUUUUUACACGCACGUCUUCUUUGACAAAGGGUCUCAAGCAGCAGGUUGACAAUUUGGUUAUUACUGCUCAGGCAGCUUCAGCAUUGGCUCGACGUUUUGAUGAGAAAAAGCCAUCUACUUCAUGGUCGGAUGAUCGUCCUGCCAGACCCGCCAAUGAGGAUCUAAUCAACCACACAUUUCAACAAGAUGCCGGACAGAGCAGUCAGAGCCAGGCGCAUGAUGUAAAGAUUGUUGAUUCGAAAACAACAUUGUCUUCUGAAGAAGCCAGGAAGCUACAAAGACCAUCCGAGUUCCAAAUACCCGCCAAACAAGCGGCUCCCGAGCCAACAUCAACAUCUGAUCAUCUCAUCACCAGCAAAGCUCAAGAUACGUUUUAUAGUCCAUCUUUGAGCUUAAAAGUGGGACUUUCUUCACUUCCUAGGGUUAAGAUACCGCAGGAGGGAAGCGUUGCGCAAGAAAGCGAUCCACAUGUCACUUCGGGGCCUAUAAAUUCUGAUGUGUUCCAUACCCCCAAAAGCACAUCGCAGGAACCUUCGGAAGAUGCUCUGCAAGCUGUGUUCCGUAGCCCAAGGGUUGCUGGCUUGCUUCUGUCGAAGAAGGAAAGGAAUCCAUAUAUCACCAACAGAGGAGAUCAAGCUGCAAAACAUGAGCCAGUUCAAAAGGAAAUCAUCGACAAUUUAACAGAGAAACCAAAAGUUGAGAAAGAUGUUACGCCUACAAUCGAGACCUUACCAAAAGACGCUCAGGACAUCACCGCGGAGGCCACAAUAAACACGGAAACUCCCUAUCAAAUGUCAGAAUCGCGAGUCCCCUCUACACGCCUCGGCAGAAUCUGGGAAUACGGAGGACUCGCUACAUCAAUGGCUUUUGGCGCUUUUGGUGAAGGCUUUCGAAGGGCGACCGGAUCUGGUGACGCCAACGGCUCGAUCAUGUUUAGUGCCGGGAAUAUGGAACGUCUCGUCGCAAAGCUUUCUAAGAUGAGAGGUGCUGCUCUUAAAUUAGGUCAAAUGAUGAGUUUUCAAGAUUCCCGGAUGCUACCUGAGCCUAUUGCUGCCGUUUUGCAACGAGUCCAAGACCGUGCUGAUUAUAUGCCGGCUUCACAAAGAGACAAGGUACUUGUUGACAACUUAGGCCCCAACUGGCGAGAUCUAUUCGAGUCCUUUGAAGAAAUCCCCAUGGCCGCGGCUUCAAUAGGCCAAGUCCACGGCGCAGUCUUGAAGAAAGAUGGACGACGCGUAGCCAUCAAAAUUCAAUAUCCCGGCGUAGCAGACUCCAUCGACUCCGACCUCAACAACCUCUCCAUCCUCCUCACAGCAACCCGCCUCUUACCCAAGGGCCUAUUCCUCGAUAAAACAAUCGCCAAUGCCCGCACCGAACUCGCCUGGGAAUGCGACUACGAACGCGAAGCCCAAUGCGCUGAACGAUUCCGUGACCUCCUCAAAGACGAUUCUUCUUCUUUUGUCGUCCCCGAAAUCAUCCAUGAAGCCUCCGGCAAACAAGUCCUGACUAUGGAACGAAUGGACGGUAUAGCUGUUACCAAAAUCAAGAAUUUCACCCAAGAACAACGCGACCGAAUCGGCACGGAGAUUCUUAGACUUUGUCUUCGCGAAAUUGUCGAGUUUCGGUUUAUGCAGACCGAUCCCAACUGGACUAAUUUCCUCUACAACGCCGAAAAGAAUCGCCUCGAAUUACUCGAUUUCGGUGCUUCGCGCGAGUACCCCUCUGACUUCAUUGAGACAUACGUCGACACCCUCGUUGCCGCGGCACGCGACGACAGAGAAAGCUGCCGUACCCUCUCUCUCAAACUGGGCUAUUUGACAGGCUACGAAUCCCAAGCCAUGGUCGACGCACACAUCGACUCCAUCAUGACCCUCGCCGAACCAUACCGUGGCUCGGCGCCGGAUAUCUACGAUUUCCGUGACCAAACGAUCACGGAUCGAGUACGGUCACUGAUCCCGACGAUGUUGAAGGAGAGAUUGGCGCCGCCGCCGGAGGAGACGUAUAGUCUGCAUCGGAAGUUGAGUGGUGCGUUUUUGUUGUGUGCCAAGUUAGAGAGUAGAGUGCCAUGUAAGGAGAUGUUUAGGGAAAUUGUGGGGCGGAGAUAG
Molecule: messenger RNA, 2202 nt
Organism: Talaromyces marneffei
Lineage: Eukaryota; Fungi; Ascomycota; Eurotiomycetes; Eurotiales; Trichocomaceae
Exons: 3
Coding region: 1-2202 (733 amino acids)
Biological process (GO): ubiquinone biosynthetic process
Cellular component (GO): extrinsic component of mitochondrial inner membrane
Molecular function (GO): kinase activity
Source: RefSeq, a predicted model, not a curated record